Molecule: messenger RNA, 372 nt
Organism: Monopterus albus (swamp eel)
Lineage: Eukaryota; Metazoa; Chordata; Actinopteri; Synbranchiformes; Synbranchidae
Product: E3 ubiquitin-protein ligase rnf213-alpha-like
Exons: 2
Biological process (GO): negative regulation of non-canonical Wnt signaling pathway; ubiquitin-dependent protein catabolic process; sprouting angiogenesis
Cellular component (GO): cytosol; membrane; nucleolus
Molecular function (GO): ATP hydrolysis activity; ubiquitin-protein transferase activity
Source: RefSeq, a predicted model, not a curated record
GCAGACUUCCAGAAAGAGCAACUCAGUCGGAUUGACAAUGACUUGAUGCAGGCAAAGAAGGUUCUGGUGGGCAUCACUGAGCCCCGCAGACUGUGCCUACAGGAGCUGGCACUCAGAGGACACUUUGUAAAUUGGGUGAAGGAUGCACUUGAAGAUAUCAAUGAGUUGAAGGUGUUUGUUGACUUGGCUUCCAUCUCUGCGGGAGAGAAUGACAUGGACGUGGAUCGUGUCGCUUGCUUCCAUGAUGCUGUUCUUGGCUACUCUUCAAUGCUUUAUGAGCUCAAACCAGACUCUGGUUUUCCUGCCUUCCAAGAGGUUCUCAUAAAGCUUUGGAGGGCUUUGGAGAAUGAUGGCAACUUACCAAAAAAACUG